This is a messenger RNA of Hemicordylus capensis (graceful crag lizard), 2767 nucleotides long. It is a transcript of the gene DDX4, whose product is annotated as DEAD-box helicase 4. Gene Ontology annotation, biological process: gamete generation; cell differentiation. The transcript has 23 exons. Gene Ontology annotation, molecular function: ATP binding; RNA binding; RNA helicase activity. Gene Ontology annotation, cellular component: P granule; nucleus. The coding region runs from base 197 to 2419 and encodes 740 amino acids. Lineage: Eukaryota; Metazoa; Chordata; Lepidosauria; Squamata; Cordylidae. The record is from RefSeq and is a predicted model, not a curated record.
GUGGAGCGGGUGGUGAGGAGGAACCGCUGGGUGCGUGCGCCUCGUCGUUGGGAGCCGUUCGUCGUCCGAGGUGUUGGUUUCUCGGGCCAGGUUUGGGCGGGGAGCCGGCCUCCCGUCGACUCCUCUUGCUUCGCUUUCGCUCCUUGCCAGCCUAGCCGGUUGGAUUGCGUGAUUCUGCCCAGACCGGGGCGGUGCCAUGGAUGACGACGACUGGGACACGGAGAUCACGGACAAUAGCUCCAGCAGAGGUGGAGGCGGAGCCCUGCCCUCCUUUCAGCCUAAUUUCCAGAAGCUGGGCAGCUUCUCUGCAAAAGCAAAUGAAACUUCAUGCAACCUCAUUCAGAAUGUAAAGCCCAUAGAUAUUGAUGAUGAACCUAGCAAAGCACACCAGCUUACUCAAGGUUCUGGAUGGCGUCCUGGCAGCCAAGGGAGUUUUUCAUCUGGAAACCGAGCUUCCUGGGGUGAUAGACAUAGAGGUGUAAGUGGAAAACCAAAUGGAGAAGACAAAAGAACUGGUGGAUUUGGAAGUGGAAGGACUUUUGGAAGCAGAGGUAGGCUUCUUGCAUCAGGAAAUGGGUUUGAAGAAAGAAAGUCUUCUGGCUUUGAAAAAGGAGAUGUUAUUGAUGAUGAAGACAGCCCGUCAAACAGAGGGUUUUCAAGGAGAGGAGGUUUUCAAGGAAUGAGUAACAUCACUGAUGCACGUAGAGGUGGUAGAGGAUCAGCCAGAGGUGGCCAAGGAGGAUUUGGGCUAUCUACAGAUGAUCAAGAUGGAGGGCAGCAUUCUGGUUUCUUUGGUUCUAAAAGAGGAGGGUUUGGUGCUAGUGCAGGUGGUUUUGAUAAUAGAGUAAGAGGUUUUGGUGGUAGAGGGGGUUAUAAAGGCUGUAAUGAAGAAAUAACUGGAGGUUCUGGAAGAACUAUUAAUUUCAAUCAAGAUCCAUGGAAAUCAGAUGGUGAUGCAGAAGGCGGUCCAAAAGUGACUUAUGUACCACCACCACCACCAGAUAACGAAGAUGCCAUCUUUGCUCAUUACCAGACAGGGAUAAACUUUGACAAAUAUGAUAACAUCCUUGUGGAAGUUUCAGGACUAGAUCCCCCACCAGCAAUAUUGACCUUUGAAGAAGCUGGUCUCUGUCAAACUUUAGUAAAGAACAUUGCAAGAGCUGGAUAUUUUAAACUUACUCCAGUGCAGAAGUAUAGUAUUCCCAUUGUGCUGGCAGGACGUGAUUUAAUGGCAUGUGCCCAAACAGGAUCUGGAAAAACGGCAGCUUUUCUUAUUCCAAUUUUGGCUCAUAUGAUGAGAGAUGGAGUUACUGCCAGUCAGUUCAAACCACAACAAGAACCAGAAUGUAUAAUUGUAGCACCAACUAGAGAACUGAUAAAUCAGAUCUUCCUGGAAUCAAGAAAAUUUGCAUAUGGAACUUGUAUCAAAUCAGUUGUGACUUAUGGAGGUACACAAAUGAGUCAUUCAAUUCGUCAGAUAUUGCAAGGUUGUAAUAUACUAUGUGCUACCCCAGGAAGGCUUAUGGAUAUUAUAGGCAGAGAAAAGAUUGGGUUGAGCAAACUAAAAUAUCUGGUGUUUGAUGAAGCUGACCGUAUGCUGGAUAUGGGAUUUGGCCCAGUUAUGAAGCAGUUGAUUUCCUCUCCAGGCAUGCCAUCAAAGGAUGAACGCCAAACACUAAUGUUCAGUGCCACUUUCCCUGAAGAAAUCCAGAGAUUGGCUGGAGAAUUUUUGAAGAAUGAGUAUUUAUUUGUUGUUGUUGGACAAGUGGGUGGAGCCUGCAGUGAUGUUCAGCAGACCAUACUUCAAGUGAGUCAAUAUGACAAGAGAGACAAACUUGUUGAGAUUCUCAAUGGUAUUGGUGACAAGCGGACCAUGGUAUUUGUGGAAACUAAGAAAAAAGCAGACUUUAUUGCAACCUAUCUUUGCCAAGAACACAUAGCAACAACAAGUAUCCAUGGUGAUCGGGAGCAGAGAGAGCGAGAAGAAGCUCUUCAUGAUUUCCGUUCUGGAAAGUGCCCUGUUCUUGUUGCUACAUCAGUGGCUGCAAGAGGUCUGGAUAUUGAAGAUGUUCAACAUGUUAUAAAUGUAGACCUCCCUUCCACAAUUGAUGAAUAUGUUCACAGAAUUGGACGAACUGGCCGAUGUGGAAAUACAGGCAAAGCAAUUUCUUUCUUUGAUCCUCACUCAAAUAGUGAUAUUGCACAGCCUCUAGUCAAAGUGCUUGCGGAUGCCCAGCAGGAAGUCCCGGCAUGGCUAGAAGAAAUUGCUUGUGGUGGUGGUGGAAUUGGUUUUAGUGGUCCAAGGGGAAAUAUGUUUGCAUCUGUUGAUUCUAGAAAGGCUUACCAAGGCAAAGAGAAUCGACAGAGUGGAGGAUUUGCAGCAUCAAAUAUAACCGCAGCUGAUGAGUCAUGGGAUUAGGGCUCCUUUCUUAUGAAGCAAAGUUCUCAUUUGACCAUGCCACAUUUCCCAAACAAUAUAGUUAUUUGAAAAUCUGGCUGAAUUCUAAACACAAUUUACUUGAUGGAGUCCAUUUGAUUUCAGUGGGACUUGCUUCCAAGUAAACUUGGUUAGGAUUGUGGCCUUGGAAUGUUUAAGAAAGUGUUGAUGGAAAGGUGGAUAGACAAAUCCAGGAGUUGGUUUAUUUUAUUUUAUUUUUAAUUACUAUUUUUGUUGAUAUGUUUAAUGGUUGUGCACAAAAAAAAACAAUUUGUUGUAAAGAGCUGUUGUAAAUGAUUGUAAAAUGCUUAAUAAAAACUCAGGAUCAUG